UCUACAGACUCUGUUUUCUCAUUCGGUUCUUGCAAAGAAGGCUGGUACUACCGUUGCAUCGGCCUCGACCCGUGACCCAUCAUCAUCAUUCAUCCUUUGUUGUAGUAGAUCUUGUUUUUUUAUAAGUUUUUGAAAAAAAAAAAAAAGGAUGGUGCUUUGCAAGAAGAAGAGUCAGAUCGUUAAAGGAAACAGAAUCUUGAUCAGCGUUACGUUUCUUGGUAGUGCUGGUCCGAUCAGGUUCGUUGCUAAUGAAGGUGAUCUCGUCGCAGCUGUGAUUGAUACUGCUUUGAAAUGUUACGCUAAAGAAGGUCGUUUGCCGAUUCUUGGAUCUGAUUUCAAAGAUUUUGUUUUCUAUUGUCCAUUGGUUGGACCUGGAGCUUUGAGUCCAUGGGAAGCAAUAGGGUCGUUGGGAGUGAGGAACUUUAUGUUGUGUAAGAAACCAGAGGAGAAGAAGAAGAAGGUGGAAGGAGACAAUGGAAAAAGUUCGAAUUUUCCGGUUAAUGGAGCUAGAAAAGGAGGAGCUGGUGGAAGAAGCUUUAAGGCUUGGAUUAACAAGUCUUUUAGUCUUAAAGUCUCAACUCAUUAGCUCUCUCUUUUGAAUGUGUGUGCUCACUCAGAUUGGUUCUCUGUUUUUUUUUUUUUUGGUUUUUGUCAUGUUUGAACUUAUGAUUUGUUUUGUUUCUUACGAUGAAGUUGCUUUCAGGAAAUAAAAUAAGUUUGAAGUUCUUUUGAUAUUUUGUGUUCUCAAUGUGUAUUCUGCAAAAUUAGUUUUAAAAUUUUGAUUAACAGAAA
Camelina sativa (false flax) is the source of this 792-nucleotide messenger RNA. RefSeq lists its product as uncharacterized. The record is from RefSeq and is a predicted model, not a curated record. Lineage: Eukaryota; Viridiplantae; Streptophyta; Magnoliopsida; Brassicales; Brassicaceae.